Spodoptera litura is the source of this 858-nucleotide messenger RNA. RefSeq names its product F-box only protein 32. Gene Ontology annotation, molecular function: protein binding. Lineage: Eukaryota; Metazoa; Arthropoda; Insecta; Lepidoptera; Noctuidae. Gene Ontology annotation, biological process: protein ubiquitination. The record is from RefSeq and is a predicted model, not a curated record. Gene Ontology annotation, cellular component: nucleus; cytoplasm; SCF ubiquitin ligase complex.
UUCUCGUGUCAAAAUCGUCAAAUCCCGUCUCGCGGUGUAGACGUUUGCUUGUGUGACUCGUUGGCUUCACACCAAUCGUGUUUAAACUUUGUUGUGUUUUGUGUUAUAAAAAUGCCUUUUAUUUCAAAAGACUGGAGGUCUCCUGGUGAAGAAUGGGUUAAAACUCAAGAGGGGUGGGAAAAGAAGAAGGUGUUGGAGUGCACCGCACAACGAUAUCCCGCUAUAACUAACUUUAAUAACUCAGAUGAUAGUCAACAACAAAAGUCGUGGUCUUCAGACGGUGAGGAAAGUGAAAAGAGCUCAGAUGGAGUAAACAGAAUACCUCCACAUUGUCACAUCACUAUCAAAUGUACCAGAGAGAUUGCAGGUUUUAAUGGUCUAUCGGAAGCGGUGCGUCGCCUGGACUUCUCAUCCGCAGUGCGUGAUGUCCGACGCUUCAACUACAUCUGUGCUCUGCUAGAACUGCUGGUCGGCGGCCAGAGACUCACGCACCUGCCUGGAGCUGCACAGAAACUGCUACUGUCCAUGUUGGAGCAACUUGCUGAUCAAGUGGCAACAUCAAAACAUAACUUGAAUGCUCUCCGCGCGCUCGUGAUGUCUGUGUCAUCUGCGCGUGAAUCGGAGAAGCGGUCGUGUUGGGGCCGGCCGCUCGGCUCGCGAGCGCUGUGGGGCCACCACGACCACGCCAUCGCGAGGAUCAACCGCAUCGCCAAUAGUAUUAGGAUACAAGAGCCGGGACCAGAAGUAGUGCCGAAGCUUCACGACUUACCUGAAGAAUGUAUCAGAGAAAUUCUUCUAAGGAUAUCGGAUCACAGGGAUUUAGAUGUAAGUACCUGUCAUGAUACAAUAGUAUUGUAG